Clonostachys solani is the source of this 1551-nucleotide messenger RNA. NCBI's taxonomy places the organism in Eukaryota, Fungi, Ascomycota, Sordariomycetes, Hypocreales, Bionectriaceae. The record is from the annotation of a GenBank genome assembly.
AUGCCGAGCAAAGGAUCUCGUUCCAGGAAACAUCGAUUCGUGAACCGUAACCGCAGCGGCUGUUCAACAUGCAAGGAACGGCACGUCCGCUGCGACGAAACGCGUCCCGUGUGCGCGAACUGCAUCAAACUAGGACGGGCAUGUAACUAUCCAGCACCGGCGCUCCCACUUUGGGACAGGAGACGCCUAAAGUCGACCCUGCCAGGCGUGCAUAUCCCAUGGCAAGUCUCGGGGUGCCCUGUAGAUCCUUUCAACUCUCUACCAAUAGAAAUGCCUUAUAAGUCACGAGAGCUUCUCCACCACUCCGAAUAUUCAAGGCAUAACAAUUCAAGAUCCCCUGGAGCUCCGACUCUCUUUGUAAUAUCGGCCUUGCACUACUCGUGGAAGGCGAAAGAAAUUUCGUCGUUCCAGUCCACCUAUCUCUUCCACAAGAUAGAGUGCAUUGGCCUGGCAAACGCCCGCCUCAAAAACCUCAAAGCAACGAACAUAGCCGUGACGGUGCGGUUGAUAUCCACUCUUUGCAUCUUCGAUAGCAGCUUCGGCAACCCAGAUGCCGCAAGGGCUCAUUUCGAUGGCCUGAUGGCAGUACUGGACCUCAUAGAAGCGUCAGAUGGCAGCCUCAGCUUACGACAAGUUGAUCAUGACGAUCUCAUUGCUCGAUACAUUGCAUUGGCACAUGAAUUUGUGUAUACAGCAACUGGCUAUCUGCACCAACGAGUUACGAAAUUGACGCAACUUAUGGGAUCUAGCCCCAGUGGCAAGCCCGGGGAUACAAGUAUUCGCCUAGACGGUCUGAGGUUGAUCCCUUAUUUUGCCGGCAGCCCAAGGCACGCAAACAACGGACAAGAUCAGGCCAAUCUCUCCUAUGAUCUUGUGCCGCUCAAAGUACUGACGCCCCUGGCCCGCGAGAGGUACUGCAGUCGGCUCUGCUGUUUUAUGGACGAGUUUCUCUACGGGGAGGAUCCUCCCGGCCUGGCCGCCGACUACCUCACCAACAUCAAGCAACUCGUAUUAGAGGCCGCUAAAUCGCAAUUGCGGGCUACUUAUAACGUGGGGACAAGGCCACUCGGUAGUUUCUGGUCAAGUCUUGCGCCCGCCGGCUCCAUGUAUGUCAACAAUGUUGUGGCCGAUCUGCCCGCAAACGACUGCCAUGUCUACAGUCAGCUCUAUCUCCGGUUGACAAGGGAUAUUGACAACACAGAGGGUAUAAUGAGGGCUGGGGCAGAGGAUCAUAAGAUAUGGCUCUGGAAGGUCUUCACGGGAGCAUACACUAUCGCUAAGACACAGCUAGCCGUCGAAGAUGCUGGUAGUCGAGCAGAAGACGACAGCAGCCCCUUUCAGAUGUUGCGCCUUUGGUUCGGCCAGCGCAUCCAAAGCUGGAGCCGAAGAGCGCAUGUUAUAGAUUGGAAAGACGCGAAGGAGGCAUUAUCGGCCGUCAGCUGGCCUGAGGACUCUGCUGGAGCAGGGCUUUCUGAAAAGCUCUGGCAAGAGGCUAUCUGGGGCAAUACGAACAAACAGCGUUUUGAUAUCGAGGCUCUUCUCGUCCGCUAA